Molecule: messenger RNA, 740 nt
Organism: Phacochoerus africanus (Common warthog)
Lineage: Eukaryota; Metazoa; Chordata; Mammalia; Artiodactyla; Suidae
Gene: CRYGN
Product: crystallin gamma N
Exons: 4
Coding region: 31-582 (183 amino acids)
Biological process (GO): visual perception; lens development in camera-type eye
Molecular function (GO): structural constituent of eye lens
Source: RefSeq, a predicted model, not a curated record
UCGGGCCCGCGGGCCGGAGGUCGGCGCACCAUGGCGCAGCGCUCGGGGAAGAUCACUCUCUACGAGGGCAAGCACUUCACGGGGAGGAAGCUGGAGGUCUUCGGGGACUGUGACAACUUCCAGGACCGGGGCUUUAUGAACCGCGUGAACUCCGUCCGCGUGGAGAGUGGGGCCUGGGUCUGCUUCGACCACCCCGACUUCCGGGGCCAGCAGUUCGUCCUGGAGCACGGUGACUACCCGGACUUCUACCGCUGGAACGGCCACAACGACCACAUGGGCUCCUGUCGGCCUGUGGGAAUGCACGGGGAGCACUUCCGCCUAGAAAUCUUCGAGGGCUGCAACUUCACGGGCCAGUGUCUGGAGUUCAAGGACGACUGUCCGUUCCUUCAGAGUCGGGGCUGGGCCAAGAACUGUGUCAACGCCAUCAAGGUGUACGGGGACGGAGCGUGGGUCCUGUAUGAGGAGCCCAACUACCGCGGCCGCAUGUACCUGGUGGAGCGGGGGGACUUCCGCAGCUUCUCCGACUGGGAGGCCCACAGCGCGCGCAUCCAGUCCUUCCGUAGGGUGGCCAACUUCUUCUAGCCACCCGUGGGGUCUGGCCACGACCAGGAGCGGCCCGGAGAGAAGCAGUCCCCUCCGGCCCCGCCCGGGACUCGGACUCUGGGGAAUAAAAGUCAUAAAGCGGAGAGCUGGGCUGGCCUGAUUUCCUUGUCCUUUGUGACCAAGGGACAGCUGCUGGG